CAGCUGUCCCUGGCGCGGGUGGGCGCAGGGUUGCCCGGGGGUGCGUGAUGCGCGUUCGCGGUAAUAAAGUGUGAGGCGGUUCUGAAACGUGACGAGGCGGCGGCUGUGUCCCGCGCUCCGGUCUGACGAGAGGUCCUGUCUGACAGUCCCUUGUCCAUGAGAACGGCAGGAACCGGCCGUCGCCGCUUCGACGACUCGUCAGUGCCCGGAGCUCCGAAAUACUCCCCGUGGGAGCGAGGGUAACUAAGCACAGAUGUCUCCACAGGCCUCCAUAGCCCGGCACGCUGAGCCAGGCCUCCCUGCCCCUCCUCUGCCCUUUCUGUCAGUGAAAGGAGGUCUGGCUGCUCUAAUUAAUGGGUAAAUUGAGAAAUACGCGCUGAAGAAGUAGUCAUGUGGCCCCACUGACACACACGGGUUCCUGCUGGAAUUUGCAGGCAUGUGCGGGCAUAAUCCGUAUCCAGGUCCCCAACAGCUUCUCAAGGCUUAUAAUCAGGACACUAAUACCAAUAGAGAGGGUCAUACUGCAGGUGAGGUGUAACUAGAGGAAGGAGACAGCGUGUGAUCAGAGAUAAGCAGAGAAGACAGGAAAACUGGAAGAAAACUGAAGAAGGAAGGCUGAGACAGAGGAAGAAGUUAGUGACCAGACAGCUUGCCAGAAACAAGUCUCUGAUCCCUUACUGAGAGCUGAAGAACAAUGGCUUCCUUCAGCAACCUGACUAUAGUCAUUGCUCUGACCAGUUUUACUGUAUUCCAACUCCUGUUCCACGUUUUAAGUUCUUGGGUGUCAACACGAAUAACACCUGGUUUUAGCAAUCUCAGCCAAAAAAGGAAGAUCGAAUGGAAUUCAAGGACAGUGUCCACAUUCCAUGCCUUGGUGGUUGGUGGGUUUUGCCUAUAUAUUUUGUUGUACGAUGACGCUGUUAACGCUGACCGUAUCUGGGGUGACCCUUCAAUUGUGAAACUGAAUAUUGCUAUUACUACAGGCUACCUCAUUUCUGACUUAUUGCUUAUUAUUUACUACUGGAAGGCAAUUGGUGACAUAUUUUUUGUAAUACAUCACUUGGCAGCUCUGUACGCUUACUAUUUUGUACUGAGCAAAGGUCUGCUGGCUUAUUUUGGAAACUUCCGUCUACUUGCAGAGUUCUCCACUCCUUUUGUCAAUCAGCGGUGGUUUUUUGAAGUACUAGGAUAUCCCAAAUCUUCAAAGGCCAACAUUAUCAACGGUGUGCUGAUGACAGUUGUGUUCUUCGUGGUGAGGAUCGCCGUCAUGCCUGUAUACUACAGCCAUGUAAUUGCUUCAUUUGGAACAGAAGCUUUCCAGAGAUUAGGAUUUGCAGCCCAGAGCGCCUGGAUUAUCUCAAGUGUUGUCUUGGAUGUUAUGAAUGUGAUGUGGAUGGUCAAAAUUGCAAAAGGAUGCUACAAAGUCAUAUGUCUUAUUGGACAGGAGGAAGCCAAAACUCAUAGAAAUGGAAAAUCUGACUAGAAAGCAUACGCAUAAAAUGAGAUUUCUGCUAUGAAAAUAAUUUGGUUUCACUGAAACAGUGCACAUUUCUGCCAUGGAAUGCUCCUCUUACGGAAACAAGGUAUUACCUCUGUACUGACCUUACUCUUUCCCUAGCCACACUGCCUGCACACCCAGGGCCACGCUUUAUGGAUCCUGUCUGGUGAGGAAUAAAAGCAAAAGCUCACACAAAUGAGUUCCACGUCUCUGUUCUAAGCAGUUACAAACUACUGAAAUUAGAAAGGAGCAGACUGGUUACUUGCUUGUUGUCCGCCAGUGUGUUUGAAGUGUUUCACUCAGGUUUCUCAGAUUAAUGUGUUUUAUAAACCCAGUGAAUACUGACAUGUCUCUUUUUUUAGAAGACAAAAAAACCUCCCCAAACUCCUCAUAUGGUGCAAUUUUCCUGGCACGUUUCUAUGUUUCCUUCUAGGAAUAACAAUCAAGAUUUCAUUCUUGACAACUUUUUAAUUUUUGAAAGAAAAUCUGAAAAAUUAGCUUUGAUUCUGUGGAGUCUUUUACUGCUUUUUGUUCUGCCUUAUAUGAAUGCAAACCAUUUUGGGAAAUUUAUGAAAUAAUUUUAUCUAAAAUGCUGUAUUAUAAGACUAUAUAAUAUCUUAAAAAUUGUUAAAAUUACCUGAUUCUGAUGGGAAGGAUUAAUUUUUGCUGUGUUAGAUUACAUGCAAUAGUACAUCUUCUAAAUUGCCCGUGGAAUUUUUUUUUUGUAAGUUCGCAUGGUAAAUGAUGUGUGGAAACAGCAUAAUUCUUACUGGAGUGCUUUUUCCUUUGCUGCUACUACCUUUGAGAAGUGCUGCAACUCUCCUCAGAGUAUUUUUAACCAUUGCCUAUCUGAAUGCGAAGUUUAAAUGUAAAGAGAUAAAAUUCUUCUGUAUAUAUGAGGUCUAAUUUAAUAGUUUUUUUCCUUUUAACACAGAAAUGACCCAUUUGAUAUGAAGUGUUGAGGUUUUUCUACUCAUUUUCCUUCCUAGUCACCAGAAAUCUGAGGUAUUGACUAAAACCAUUCUUGAAUUAACUGUGCCAAACUUCUGUAAAGCUGUACGGUAAUUCUGUAGAAUGACAGUUCACUUCUGUAGGCACAACUUUUAAUUUUUUUUAAACCACAUAUUUGUCAUUAGGUACUCUGUUCCUUCUUCUGCAAACCAUAAAGAUUUGGAGGGCAUCAGAAAGGGCAUCUAGGAAUAAUCUAGAAUCUAAUUUAUAAUACAAUUCAGGAAAUUCCUGUUUGUUGGUUUGUUUUUUUUCUUUAAAUGGUUUUCAGAGCUGUAUUUGUGUGUAGUUUGGUUUUGUUUUGCUUACUUUAAACCAUACCUGAAUUAAGACUGAUUAACUUCUGUUUUUUCCCUUGGAGGGGUGUGUGUGGGUUUUUUGGGGUUGUUUUUUGUGUUUGUUUUUGACAUUGCUUGUUACUUGUUAUACCUUCUGGUAAGGUGUGCUAGAAGUAUCCACUUUCACUCAGUAUUUUAGUGCACAGCUCGAUUAUUGUGCAAAGCAGACAGUUUGGGCAAUUUAUUUUUAAACAAAAAGAUAAAAUAUUGACCCUGUGAAGGAUGAUAGGUUUUCCUCUUGUCCUGUUCCCUCUAACAAAGCUGGGUGACACGGACCCUGCCCUCGGUGGUCGGAGGUGAGUGCCCCAGUGCUGUGCUCCCGGCUGCGGGAUGCAGCGUUCCUGUCUCCCAGGAAUUGGAGCUGUAGGACCCCAGGAGGGCUGCCCGGGCUGAAACACCCUAUAGCCAAGGUGGCUGCGAUGAGCUUAGUUCCCUGGCUGAGAUGAUGUCAGGGAGUAUUGUCUGGGGGAGCGUAACACACACUUUUAUAAACCUAGUUCCACUCUUUGGCUGGGCAGGCUUUUUUCCAAAUUUUUUUUUUUUCCCAAUCCUGCCUUGUUAAGGGAGAUAUCAAGGACUGUUAAUACUUUGGGUUUUGCUUAUUAAUACUUCAGAAGCCUGCGGACAAAAGAUCUCUUUAUGCCUUGGGGAAGUUAGCAAUUAAUCUAUUUAGCUGGAAGAUUUGAGUGAGCACAGCACCUUACUUGGGUACCAGUAAAUCCACAGUCUUUAAGAGUUGAUCCUGUGACCUGCUUUGCUGAAACAGACUCCCUUUUAUACUAAUUUGCAGAACCUGUAUCUUUUAAAAUAGUGAUUUCAUUGUGUCUAACACAAAAUCUAGGCUACGUACAAAGGCUCUAUGUUUCUAUCACCUUUAUGGUUUAAAGGUGUACAUGAAAUACUUUCUUCUUUUGCUUUUUAAGUCACUAGACCAGGGAAUCAUUUUGUAAUACCUUGUUCCUUUCCAAAAUAAGUUUUAAAUAGAGUAAAUUCAAACAUUUCAGAGAGUAUGUUUGAAAGUAGGAGUCUGCUUAUGUUAUUUGGGAAGUAGGAUGAAAAAAAAAUUGAUAAGGAAGAUUACUUGGAGCAACUCUUAAGGUCAUAACUCAUGAAAACUUUUUGAAAUUCAUCCCUUCUUAACAUGCAUCUUUAAUAUUUUGGUAUUUUAAAUAUUUUGCUUUCAUUGGAGAACAUUGAUUAAAAUGGUCCAUUUCCUUCAGUUCUAGAUAGAUUUCUGUCUGAUGCUGGAAAAAAAAAGUCAAGCUAUAAUAAAUCAUGUUAAAACUAGAUUGAAAGCGAAAAAAAAAAGCAAAAAAAACAAACCCAAAGCCCUGCAUAAUACACUUUUGGCACCAAUCCAGAAUGGAAAGGCAGUGGGAUAAUUAUUUUAAAACAUGUAAUAUUUUGGAUUGCUGUACAAAAUUAGUGGAGUUGAAACAAUAUUUUGCAAUGCACUAGGUUUAAAAUGUCUGAUUUUUUUUUUUUUUAAUGUAUUAAAGUUAUGUCCUGAUGCAUCUACUAUGUGUCAGAAGACAACUUUCUAAUGAAAAAAACUAUUAACACUUGUGUAUUUGGCAAGGACUGUAGUAAACAGGCUGCAAAGUUGUGAUGUACUGAAUACAUUAGUAUAGGUCACUUUUGACCUGCCAUUCAAAGCUUAUAAUACAGCAAAUUAGAUAGCUGUGGCACCCAUUUUUCAAUUGCACUUUAUUAAUUUAAAAAUUGUGGUGAAAUAUUGAUGAAAUUUAAUGUUGCAAGCUUGUGUCUUUUGCUUUUUUAUGCGAAAAAUUAAAUGCAUGAUCAGUAGCAUCAUAAUAAAUGCUACCUUUAGAAUGUAAUAAUAUCUUAUUAGUGGCUUAAAACUUCUGUUUUUAACAGAUGCAUUGUCUAGUGUCAAAGCAGACUCUUGGUAUGUCACCAGGUGUCUCUGCCGUGGACAUAACAAGUGGAAGGAGAUAACCUUGUAAAAAAUGCUCAGAUAUCUUUUUUUUCUUUCUUUUACAUUCUUCAGUACCAGGGGACAUAAAAUUAGCACAAUGAGUGUGGAAGAGUCUAUUUGUACUAUGUAAGGCUGUAUGUAGGAAUGUAAAUUUCUUUUUCUUAUGCCUUUACUUUUUCAUCAAAAGAUGAGUAAAUACCACUUUCAGAACAGCUACAAGGGAAUGGUAGGUUAAGUUUUGCUUUUAUAAUUGAUUUGUGGAUACAGUAUUUGCAGAGAGGAAGUGUACUUCAAAUACUCAUUUUCUCAUUGAGUGUUCCAGUGGAUUUCAACGAAGUCGAGAGCCUUACGCUACAGAGAUGCUUUGUGGGUUAUCUGUGCGCGUUCUUCACUGGUGAGAAUGACAUCUCUGAAACCUACUCUACCUCUAUAAAUACAUGCUAUCUUGAGUGAGCUCAAUAAUUUAAUAACUUAAUUGCUUAAAAAAUAGAAGCUAUUGAAUACUGAAAAAUAUCCUAUGCACAGGAAAAUUAGGGGAGCUGAAUUUAUAUAUAAAUUCUUAACAAUUCCAAAUUUUAUAUUAGAAUUUAUUAAAUAAAUUAAUUACAGUGUCUGGAAGAGAAUUGCUUCCAUCUUUUCUUGGAAAAUUAUGGGAGAAGAUUACUCAUACUGCAGAACUAACAUUAACCUAAGAGUAAAAGCUUAAACAAGUGAGCAAAUGCGUUCAAGCAGGUUUAAAGAGGGAGAGGUGGAGGAGAAUUUGAGAACACAAGUAUAGAGAUCCAGAUGUCUUCCUAUUGCUGUGGUUGGGACAACAGCAGACCGAUACAUAGCAGAAAGGUUUAGGUAUUUCAAUAUCUCUGUUUACAGUGGAAAAUGAAAACUUACUCUUUAAAAUUUUCUGUCUGUAUAAAAUGGGUUAUCAGUUGUUGAUUGCUGUAGGAAAAGGACUUUUUCUUACGGGCUUGUGUGUGUUUAAGUAUACGUACGCACAAGCUUUCCAUAAAAGAUCAUUUAAUAGAGAAGUUUGUGAAAUUGUUUUGUGAUGCUUCUGCUGAGCCGUUCUGAGGAAAAUAAAGGGCUGCUUGACAAUUACUCCAGCUUAGGAUCUGGUGCAGUGUUGGCUGCUGGUGAAAUCCAUCAAUAAAGCAAAUAGAAAGGGACUAGAACCUUAAGAUGAAAAAAUGCAAGCGUAGAAAACUUUGUAAAGUAUGGGCAGCCCUCUUUCAUAUUUUUAAUAGUCUACUGUACAGCAUCAUUAUCUGGCUACAAGGAACUUCACGAUGAAGGAUUUGUUCCUGGUGAAGUUUCUCUGUCUAUGGAAUAUAUUUGACAGCUGGUAAAAGAACAGUGCUUCAUUGCUGAGAUCUACAGCAGUUAAAUGGAAAUAGUGAUCAAUAUUUAUGAACUUUAACAUUCAUCCAAACCCAGGUAAAAUCUCUUUGUUGGACAAGUGAAGGUCUUAGGAUUUUCUGAAAGCUCUUUCUAUGGUAGAGGGGAUGAAAGAUGUGCUGCUUGGGAUGUUUAGAGAUCUGGGAUUAAGCAUCAAAUCAUACUUUUAGGUGGUAACACUUGAUAUGGUUUCUUAUCCAUUACAAAUCUCUACUAGCUACCUCUGUUGACAUUCUUGCUCUAUUUAUAAUAACCAAGCACUUUAUAGCUCAAUAAAGAAUGGAAGGUAGCUAUGAAGAAUAAAUUGUAUCGUUCGGUAUAAGAAAUAUUUUGGCAAAAUUUCUUCUGAUAUCAGUUUCAUUGUGUGAUGUCCUGCACUAAGAGGGCAUCUGAUUAUAACAAUGUAUAUAAAUUUUUAACCUAGUUGUAAUGUAAAGGAAAUGUCUUUAAGAGAGUGAAUUAUGAAGAGUUCAGCAUGGCUUGGUAUCAACCAUAUAAUGAUUCAGUGUGCUAUUUAUAACUCCCUACUUACUGAAAUUGAAAAUAUAAAAGCAAAUAAAAUAUUCUGUAGUGUAUCUUUAUUUUUAACCUAUGUGUGGGAUGUCAAACAUUGUACUUGUCUUGUGGACAGGACAUGCUUUUAUGAGCCUAUAAAUAUUUAAGUAUAUAAGAAUCUGCACCCAAGUGGAACAUGUUGCAUGUAAAUUGUCUUCUAAGUUUUUAAAUUUUGAUAUUUUUAAAAAUUUGCUAAGUUUGAAAGCAACAUUUAAUUAAUAAUAUUAAGCUGUGAUACAGAACAUAACACGUUGAAUGCAAUGCAGGUUAUAUUGUUUUUGUUUAUUGUAACCCUAUUCCAGUUUCACAAGAGAAAUCCAUCAUAUGAUUGGGGGAAAGGAGGAAAAGGGCUAAUCAUGAGCUCAGCUAUAUAAUUUGCACACUUAAUAUGCACACAUCCAAAUAUCCUGGAUUUGUUUCUAGCAUGCAUAUACCAAACAGUGUUUUCUUUAAUAUCAACAGAUACUUAUAUAUAUGUAGAAUAAUUUAACACGUAAGCACAGCUAACCUGAUAUAAAACCAAAUUACAAAAAUAUUGGGAACAAAUGAGUUACAAGUUAGGUGUAAUGGAGCCUGAAAUUCAAAAUUGUUUAUAUAAUCUUCUGUCUACGAAGGAACUUGAUAAAUAUAUCUAACUUAUGUGCAGAGCAAGGACAAAACCUGUAAAUUCUGCUAGACUGAUUUCUGGUAAAUCUUGACAAUCUGGUUUGCAGUAAAUACUAAUACUGUCACAAAAUGUCAGGAUCACAUUAUGAAAUUCAAAUAGUAAUGUGGCCUGAUUGUAGUAGCAAUCUUUAUCACGGCACAAGAACUUAAAAAUGCAAUAUAACAAUUCUGCAGAUUGGUGAUAAAAGUCAUCAGUCAUAGUAAAGGUGAGUGAUUAAGUAUUAUGGGUUUAAAUUUACUUUUCAUUAUUAAAAAGAAUCUGAAUUAUUUGUUUGCAUUUCAGUGAUAUUGUAAAGCAUUUAAGGCAUUUCUAUCUUUUGUUUGAACAGUUUAGGAGCUUGCAUAAAAUGAUACUGGCUGAUUUUUUUUUUUUUCCCCUUUGAUAUAUGCAAUAAUGUCAAUAAGCAAUAAAUUGCAUGUUGUAUGCAAGGUAUUGGUACUUCAUAAUAAAGGAAAGGAACACAG
Calidris pugnax (ruff) is the source of this 7861-nucleotide messenger RNA. Its product is annotated as transmembrane protein 56-B-like. Lineage: Eukaryota; Metazoa; Chordata; Aves; Charadriiformes; Scolopacidae. Gene Ontology annotation, cellular component: membrane; endoplasmic reticulum. The record is from RefSeq and is a predicted model, not a curated record. Gene Ontology annotation, biological process: lipid homeostasis. The transcript is spliced from 8 exons. The coding region runs from base 695 to 1483 and encodes 262 amino acids.